Messenger RNA from Hevea brasiliensis (rubber tree), 1965 nucleotides. RefSeq names its product chaperone protein dnaJ A6, chloroplastic. The record is from RefSeq and is a predicted model, not a curated record. NCBI's taxonomy places the organism in Eukaryota, Viridiplantae, Streptophyta, Magnoliopsida, Malpighiales, Euphorbiaceae. Gene Ontology annotation, molecular function: ATP binding; heat shock protein binding. Gene Ontology annotation, cellular component: cytoplasm. Gene Ontology annotation, biological process: protein refolding; response to heat. The transcript has 8 exons. Bases 266 to 1600 code for a protein of 444 amino acids.
GAAUAAGGAAAGCAGGGAAAUGAAGCUGAUUUUAAUGAGGUUUUCUUCCUCUCCAGUGAGAAAGCUCUAGGCUCUACUCUAGCCUCGUCUUUUCACCUGCUUUUCUUCUGCCUGCAACUGCAACUAGCCAAUCUCUCUCUCUCUCUCCCCCCUCUGCGCGAGACAGUGAAGAAGCCGCCGACUCUUCAAUUGAAGACGCAGCUAGAAAAAGGUUUCAGGUGUAUACUUAUUGAUCUGGUCCUCUCCAUCUCUAAACUUCUAUCGGAUGGCCAUUAUACCUUGUGGAAGCACAUAUGUUGCUCAUUGGGGUAUUCGACCUCAGUUCAUGCUUAGAUCCUAUAUGAAAAAUGGGAUAGUGACCUCUCAAUAUGGUCCUAAUAACAAGAUGAGCUAUUUGGCAGCACCUAAUUCAAGCCUAUUUUCACGGGAUUCCUUCCCCAUAUUAUCUUAUGUGGGGCCAUCUCAAGCUUCACAUCGUCAUAGGGGAUCACAAUUUGCAGUUAGAGCUGAUGCUGAUUACUAUUCUAUACUUGGUGUGUCAAAAAAUGCAAGUAAAUCUGAAAUCAAAAGUGCAUACCGAAAACUUGCUAGGAGUUACCAUCCAGAUGUGAACAAAGAAUCUGGGGCAGAGCAGAAGUUUAAGGAAAUUAGCAAUGCAUAUGAGGUCUUAUCAGAUGAUGAGAAACGAUCUUUGUAUGACAGGUAUGGUGAGGCUGGACUUAAAGGUGCUGGUAUGGGCAUGGGGGAUUUCAGCAAUCCUUUUGAUUUGUUUGAGUCACUAUUUGAGGGCAUGGGAGGAAUGGGAGGUAUGGGCGGCAUGGGGGGCAGAGCUUCCCGGAGUAGAGCAGUCGAUGGUCAGGAUGAAUAUUACAAUCUUAUCUUAAUGUUUAAGGAAGCAGUUUUUGGGGUUGAAAAAGAGAUUGAGAUAACCCGACUCGAGAGCUGUGGCACCUGCAAUGGUUCAGGCGCAAAACCUGGGACAACACCAUCUAGAUGUAGUACAUGUGGCGGCCAAGGUCAGGUUGUUUCAUCAGCAAGGACUCCAUUAGGCGUCUUUCAGCAGGUAAUGACCUGCUCUUCAUGUGGGGGGACUGGGGAAACAUUUACCGCUUGCAACACAUGUUCUGGGGAUGGACGGGUAAGGAGGACAAAACGUAUCAGUUUGAAAGUGCCAGCUGGUGUGGACUCUGGAAGCCGUUUGAGGGUGCGAUCUGAAGGUAAUGCUGGAAAGAGAGGUGGAUCACCUGGCGACCUCUUUGUUAUUAUUGAAGUCAUCCCAGACCCCGUACUAAAACGCGAUGACAUCAACAUCUUGUACACAUGCAAAGUGUCAUAUAUAGAUGCAAUUUUGGGUACAACGAUUAAGGUACCAACAGUUGAUGGUAUGGUCGAUCUCAAAAUCCCAGCUGGAACUCAACCGAAUACAACACUUGUGAUGGCAAAGAAAGGAGUCCCAGUGCUCAACAAAAGCAACAUGAGGGGUGAUCAGUUGGUUCGCGUACAAGUUGAAAUUCCAAAAAGAUUGGGCAGUGAAGAAAGAAAGCUCAUUGAGGAGCUUGCAGAUCUAAGCAAGGGGAAGACAGCGAAUAGUCGAAGAUAACUGCAUGUACAUUAUCUUUCUCUAUUCAUAUAUUGGUGUCCAGAUCAGUGAUCAGAUCAUAUUCUCCCCUAUGAAUGCAAUUUUGGAGUUGCUUGUUGCAUGGAGAUUUAGCACUUAGAAAUCAUUAUAGCUUUGGAAGGCUUAAGCAAGUUUCUGUAGCGGUAGGUAAAAGCCACAGUGAUAAUUUUGGUCCCCUAUAAUUUGAACUUCCUGAAAAGAGAGGAGAUGAAAUAGGAAGUGUUAGUUGGAGAUGCAUUGCUCUUUGAUUUUAUUUCUCUUUUGAUUCUUACAACACAUGAUACUCUCUUUUUAAUUAUUUUUUGGGAUAGGCAAAUGCAUAAUCAUCUCCUGCAUUUAUGUUUUUA